AUGCCAAUACUUCAAAUCAAGGGAGGACCAAUGCGUGAUCCAAGCAAAAAUGUGCAUGAAUCGGUGCAGGCGUUUUUCAGCGCAUUUGAGGCCCAGCUACGAAGCCGUUCCCUGAACCUUGAUCGCCAUUGGGAAAGACUGAUCUGGACAACGUUGGAUUCGCAACAACACAAGUGGGCCACUCAUCGUCUUGCCGGUCGUUGCUACACUUGGGAACAAGCCAAGGGAGAAAUACAGAACAUGUAUGGCAACCCCUUAUACAUCUACCGAAAACAAUUUGAGCUAUCCCGCAAGUUCCAACGACCCGGUCAGUCCCUCAAGUUGCAUACGGAGGAGUGGCAAGAGCUCGCUUAUCAAGCGAAUUGUGAGCCCAGCCCCCAGACUACCUUCAACUAUGUGAACUCCUUGCUGAAGCCUGUUCGCGAAACUAUAUGGCCUAUUUUAUCUUCCAAAUACGAACUUGACCUGCCAUGCUCUAUCAACACCGUUGCUCAAUUGGCUAUUGGCGCAAUGGGCGAGUAUAUGGAGGAUAUCAAUAUCCAUGAUGCUGCUACACCUAUUUCACGCAAAAGACAAUACAUGGGUCAUCAAGACAGCACACACCACAAGAAGCGACAAUAUGGAAAUUGUCCUGUACACCCAAAGGGUAGCCAUAUGGCAAGCGAGUGUAUCAUCUUACGACAACUCAAUCAAGGUCGUCAACACACACCACAACAUCAUGCACAUGAUAACAAGGACAAGGGUCAACGCCUUUGCAAGUUUUGUAAAAAGGUUCCAUAUCAACCUGGCCACAAGUGCUCCGAAUUUUAUCAGCAAAGAAAAGUCGUCCACAAUCGAGGUAUCCAUGUCAACCAGACAUCUUCGGCUCGUGAUCAAGCUAUCUUGGACCACCUUCUACCUGUCAACCUUGAAAAGAUGGACAUUACUGGUACGCACACUUGA
This is a messenger RNA of Lichtheimia ornata, 942 nucleotides long. RefSeq lists its product as uncharacterized. NCBI's taxonomy places the organism in Eukaryota, Fungi, Mucoromycota, Mucoromycetes, Mucorales, Lichtheimiaceae. The coding region runs from base 1 to 942 and encodes 313 amino acids. The transcript has a single exon. The record is from RefSeq and is a predicted model, not a curated record.